UUGGAAACAACAACGUGGUGGCUGCUGUCGGUUGCGUCGGUUUUUGCAGUGAUUUUAUUCAAUUUUAAAUUGAAAACUGGAAUUAAUUAACAAAUUAAACGCAUUUAGAAAGUUUAAAAUGAUUCGCAAAGUUCCAUUAAUUGUUAUUUUGGGAUCUACGGGCACAGGAAAAACGAAGUUAUCAAUCGAAUUGGCGGAGCGAUUCGGUGGAGAAAUUAUAAGUGCCGAUUCUAUGCAGGUUUAUUCUAAAUUGGACAUUGUGACCGCUAAGGCGACGAAAGCUGAACAAUCGCGAGCGAAACAUCAUCUGCUAGAUGUUGUUAAACCAGGAGAGGCUUUUACAGUUCUUAACUUUAGAGAUGCUGCAGUGUCAAUAGAAGAGGACCUGAUGUCGAAAUCAAAACUUCCUAUUGUCGUUGGUGGUACAAACUAUUAUAUUGAAAGUCUUCUAUGGAAUAUUUUGGUGGAAAAUGAUUUCCAAAAAAAUGAUAAACCAGAAACCAAACCUUCAAUCAAAAUAACAGAAAAUUUACUGGAAACAAAAUUGACAUCUGAGGAACUACAUACUUUACUAAAAAAAGUGGAUCCAACAUCAGCAAACCGUAUGCAUCCAAACAAUAGAAGAAAAAUUAUAAGAGCACUAGAGGUGUAUCAAAAAUCUGGUGAAACAUUAACUUCGAUUUUUGAAAAUCAAAGAAGUGCUUCCGGUGGCAAUCGGCUAGGAGGACCGUUAAGAUAUCCAAAUACAAUCCUUUUUUGGCUUAGAUGUAAUCAGGAUGUACUUAACGAACGUCUUGAGAAACGAGUUGAUUCAAUGUUGGAACUUGGUUUGCUACCAGAAAUAAGAAAUUUCUACAAGGAAAACUUAAUGAAUUCAUGUGAAAACAAAUACACCAAAGGCAUACUUCAAUCGAUCGGAUUGAAAGAGUUCAUUCCAUAUUUGGAACAAUUUAAUGAAGAGGAUGAUCAGAAAAAUGAAGCUUAUUUAAAGUUGAAUAAUUAUAAACUCCCAGGUAGGUUAAAGCUUUAACACCUUUUAUGAUUUUUGUUUUUAAUUAAUUUGUUCUCACUAGAUUCUAAUGGUAUAGAUAGUGUUAAUGAUCGCCCGAAGGGUUUAGAUGUUUUAAUAAGUUGCUUGGAUAGACUUAAACUUGUCACAAAUAGAUAUUCAAAAAAGCAGAUAAAAUGGAUAAAAAAUCGAUUUUUAGCCAGCGUCGAUCGACAAGUACCAGAUCUUUAUAAACUUGAUACAUCAGAUGUGAGCCAAUGGAAUUCAGAAGUAUAUGAGCCGGCAGUUGAUGUAAUUGAAUCGAUCAUUAAUGAUGUAAGACCUGAGUUGAAACCACUGGAAAAACUGGACCAUCCAGGAAAGGGAUUAAAUGAAGAGACCUCAAAUUACUGCCCCACGUGUGAAAGAGUUUUCAUUGGUGAAUUUCAAUGGAAUCUUCAUUUAACAUCCAAUAAACAUAAAAAAAGAAAGGAAAGUUUAAAGAAAAAAGAAAAAGCUGCUGCUGCUACUGCAGCUCUUGAAAAUCCAAACGAAGAAAGCAAGAAAACACAUGAUGCGUAGUAUUCAAAUUAAGGCUGGAUUAAUAUACGACUGACAAAUUAACAUUGAUUUGUUUAUUAAAAAAAAGACAAAUUUAUUGUAAUUGAAAAUUAUUAUGUUUGAAAUUAUAGUAUUUAUGCGAUUUAUGUAGUUUCAUUAAAUAAAUAUAAACACAACCAUAACACG
This is a messenger RNA of Episyrphus balteatus (marmalade hoverfly), 1735 nucleotides long. Its product is annotated as tRNA dimethylallyltransferase. Gene Ontology annotation, molecular function: tRNA dimethylallyltransferase activity. Gene Ontology annotation, biological process: tRNA modification. The transcript is spliced from 9 exons. Gene Ontology annotation, cellular component: mitochondrion. Lineage: Eukaryota; Metazoa; Arthropoda; Insecta; Diptera; Syrphidae. The record is from RefSeq and is a predicted model, not a curated record.